Messenger RNA from Sardina pilchardus (European sardine), 5145 nucleotides. It is a transcript of the gene lrp12, whose product is annotated as low density lipoprotein receptor-related protein 12. NCBI's taxonomy places the organism in Eukaryota, Metazoa, Chordata, Actinopteri, Clupeiformes, Clupeidae. Gene Ontology annotation, molecular function: protein binding. Gene Ontology annotation, cellular component: plasma membrane. The transcript is spliced from 8 exons. The record is from RefSeq and is a predicted model, not a curated record. Bases 1009 to 3906 code for a protein of 965 amino acids.
GGAAGAAGAGUGUUGGUGGGUGCUGAUACCCGGCUGUAACAACACAGUAUCAGCCAUAUACACGAAGAGAUGGCCACAGCAGCUGGGGCCCGAAAAUCACGGGCUUGUAUCUUGUAGAUGAUUGGGAAUAUUACAUCGAUGUGGCAAUGGCUGUAUGAAGAGGACCAAUUUCGCUUAAGGCGGUGUCGGAAUCGUUAGUUAUUAACUGGAGGGGCCAGCAUCUCAAGAACAGACUGUCCCGUGAACUGUUAUUUUUGAUGCUUCGUUAGCAUAACCAUUAGCUAGCUAGCUUUGCACAGUGUUAGCAAGCUUGGAGCUUAGUGGAAUCGCAGCUUGUGUAGGCGUCUCAAACAAAACAGUAAAGGGACAGCGCAGUCAUGCGUGCUUAGCUUUUAGAUUUUAGACAGUGAAGGGCUAUUAUAGAACAAUAUAUCUGUGCGGUGACGUGUUGGUCCCUCGUUUAAGCGCAUGCUCUCUUUUUAGCUUACCGUUAACGGGUUGGAAGCGUAAUGUCUUCGUAGCCAUGUAUGAACGUAGCUAGCUACCAGUAAUAGUGAUUACAAAGGAGCAGCUAGAAAGACCGCUGACUGAGAAUUCAGUGUCUUUGUCUCUGCCUUCACUUUUACGAGAAUGAGUGAUGGAAUGUACCUCUCGUUGUACGGAAAUGAAAGUUUAGAAAGAUAGCACAGCUGCUAACUAUUACCAAUACUCAUCUCAAAUGUGUUGACAAACGUAGCUUAGUGUUCAAUCAUUUAGGCUAGGUAGCUAGUAGUAGACAGCCAGCGAGUUUCUCUUUGUUGUGUACUCAGCACUCUUGCGUGCUGGAGCUUGUCUCUAGUCUACAGGCUAGCAUACCGUUGAUUUUUUUCCUGGUCCUUAAAUGUUGUGCAGCUUUUCACCAUUUAACGCUAUUUGUUUGCCAACCAAACUGAUUGUAAAUGUGAUAGCCAGAAUUACAUGGUGAAGAUAUCAGCUACAAAGUAGCUACAAACACAUUUCAGUUCACAUAUGUUAGCUAUUAUGGCCAACACUUUGGGCUCAAAUAAGAUCUGGACAUGGAUAUUACUACACCCUCUCGUCUUCAUCAUUUUUGUCGGAAGUGCAGUUUGCUCCCAGCACAAUGAAAACGUCUACGUAUCAGGGAUUUCAAAUGCUUGUGGCGAUGUGGCCGAGUUGAUCCGAGCGUCCAGCGGGGUCAUCACUAGUCCCGGCUGGCCGUUUGAGUACCCGUCCCGUGUCAACUGCAGCUGGAACAUCAGGGCCAACCCCGGAGAGAUCAUCACCAUCAGCUUUCAGGACUUUGAGAUCCAGAGUUCCCACCGCUGCGGGAUGGACUGGAUCUCCAUCGGCGCCUACAAGAACCUGGACGGCUUCCGGGCCUGCGGCUCGUCCAUCCCGGCGCCGUACAUCUCCUCUCAGGACCACGUGUGGAUCAAGUUCCACGCGGACGACAGUCUGACCGGCAAGGGCUUCAGGCUAUCUUACAUAACAGGGAAGUCUGAGGAGCUGGUGUGCGAGCCCGACCAGUUCCACUGCGCCAACGGCAAGUGCCUUCCCGAGGCGUGGAAGUGCAACGGCAUGGACGAGUGCGGCGACAACUCGGACGAGGAGCUGUGCGCGGUGCCCAACGACCCGUCGGCGCUCUUCUCCUUCCAGCCGUGCGCCUACAACCAGUUCCCGUGCCUGUCGCGCUACACCCGCAUCUACACCUGCCUGCCCGAGUCGCUCAAGUGCGACGGCAGCAUCGACUGCCAGGACCUGGGCGACGAGAUCGACUGCGACGUGCCGGCGUGCGGCGAGCGCCUUCGCACCUUCUACGGCGCGUUCAGCUCGCCCAACUACCCGGACUUCUACCCGCCGGGCAGCAACUGCACGUGGCUCAUCGACACGGGCGACCGGCGGAAAGUGGUGCUGCGCUUCGUGGACUUCAAGCUGGACGGCACGGGCUACGGCGACUACGUCAAGGUGUACGACGGCCUGGAGGAGAACCCGCGGCGGCUGCUCCGCGUGCUGACGGCGUUCGACGCCCGGGCCCCGCUGUCCGUGGUGUCGUCGUCGGGCCAGCUGCGCAUACACUUCUACGCCGACAAAGUCAACGCGGCGCGCGGCUUCAACGUCACUUACCAGGUGGACGGCUUCUGCCUGCCGUGGGAGAUCCCGUGCGGUGGCAACUGGGGCUGCUACACGGAGGCGCAGCGCUGCGACGGCUACUGGCACUGCCCCAACGGGCGCGACGAGCUCAACUGCAGCACGUGCCAGGAGGACGAGUUCCCGUGCUCGCGCAACGGCGCCUGCUACCCGCGCUCGGACCGCUGCAACUACCAGAACCGCUGCCCCAACGGCUCGGACGAGAAGAACUGCUUCUUCUGCCAGCCGGGCAACUUCCACUGCAAGAACAACCGCUGCGUGUUCGAGAGCUGGGUGUGCGACGCGCAGGACGACUGCGGCGACGGCAGCGACGAGGAGAGCUGCCCGGUGGUGGUGCCCACGCGCGUCAUCACCGCCGCCGUCAUCGGCAGCCUCAUCUGCGGCCUGCUGCUGGUCAUCGCGCUCGGCUGCACCUGCAAGCUCUACUCGCUGCGCAUGUUUGAGCGCAGGUCUUUUGAGACCCAGCUGUCCAGAGUGGAGGCGGAGCUUCUGAGGAGAGAGGCGCCCCCGUCCUACGGUCAGCUCAUCGCCCAGGGGCUCAUCCCACCUGUGGAGGACUUCCCUGUCUGCUCUGGCAACCAGGCCUCUGUCCUGGAGAACCUGCGUCUGGCCGUGCGCUCGCAGCUCGGCUUCACCUCCAUCCGGCUGCCCACCUCCGGCCGCCACCGCAACAUCUGGCGCCGCCUCUUCAACUUCACGCGCUCGCGGCGCUCCGGCUCCCUGGCGCUGGUCUCCGCCGAGACGGACGACGGCUCCGGAACCGGGACGGGCGGCGGCAGUGGCGGAGGGAACGCCGGAGGAGGCUCGACCCGGGACCCCGAGCGCCUGCUGGGCUCUCACCGCGGCCUGCUGCCCCUCGACUCGGACGACACCGACACGGAGAGCGAGCACCCGCCUCAGCGCCGCGACACCGUCGGAGCCGUGGGAGGAGGAGGAGGAGGAGGAGGAGGGGUUACCGGCCCCGCCGCUCCCCUGCCUCAGAAAACCCCGCCGGUCACCGCCGUGGAGGCCAUCGUGUCCGUGACCACCAGCCUGCCCCAGCUGUCCGGCCGGGAGAGCAGCCUGGUGGAGAGCCUGUCGGAGAGCUCCGGGACCAUCACCACGUCGGCGCUGCCCCAGCGCUCCAUCUCGACCUCGUCGAUGAGCAGCAGCAGCAGCAGCAGCGGCAACAGCAGCACCAGCGGCGGCGGCGGCGGGAGUCCAGGGGGCCGGAGCCAGCUCAGCAGCGCCCUCAGCAGGAUGACCCGGGGCCUGCGCUGGGUGCGCUUCUCCCUGACGCGCUCCUCGAGCAGCGGCGGCGGCGGCGGAGGCGGAGGCCGGAGCGGGUCGGGCGGCGCCGGGCCCAACCACAGCCCCCUGAGGCAGCUGGAGCACGGCAGCAGCGGCUGCGGCGUCGGCUCGCUGGGCGUCGGUGGUGGCGGCGGCGGCAGCGCGCGGGAGGACGAGGACGAUGUGGAGCUGCUCAUCCCCGUCGCCGACGUGCCCUCGGUGGCGCUCUCGGACGGCGGCGUCCUCGCCGACUGCUCCAGGCCCCUGCUGGAGGGCUUGUCCAGCCCCGGCGAGCUGGUCAGCGUGGGCCCGCUGCUGGCCUCGUCCCCGGUCCUGGCCUCGGCCGCGCUCCGAGGGCGGCCGCUGGCGGGCCGGGACGGGCCGUGCGAACACUGCGGCAUGGUGCACACCGCCCGCAUCCCCGACGCCUGCCUGGAAGCCACCGCCAAGACGGAGACCAGUGACGACGAGGCCCUGCUGCUGUGCUGAAACGCCCCCCCCCGCCCCUCCCCCUAAACUCAGCUUAGCUGGCUGACUGACUGUCCCACACAGUUGUACCCCGACCUCGACCCCGACCCCAGCCCCAAUCCUCUGCUUCGCUCUUUCUCUCUUUCUCCAAGUUGUCCCCAUCCCGAUGCCUGGAUGGGCAUUGUCAGUGGGCUGUACUGGUCAAAAGAAGCUCAGAGCGCCCAGUGAUUUGUGACAAAGCUAUAGGAAAGUUAAGAAGAAAUGUACGGAUAUUAAGGAUAUUAAAUGUCUUUUCGGAACUUUGGUACGAUACAGAUGGUACAUUACCCAUAUUCAGUGGCCGUCUUAUUCCCAGAUUCUUUCUGCUAGCCCUGAACACUACAAGCCACUGUGCAAUUUUUGAGUGUUUUUGAGUAUUCUCUCUAGAGUGGAGAAUGACAGCUUAUGUAUGGAAAAGUUUGAAGCUUAGGUCAAGGUGGGUUCGAAACUCCUUAAGUGGACCGGUACGUAUGGUGAGGGGUAAGGCUGUGUUGCUCUUUCAAUUUUGUCCUUAACACUGUUUAGAGAGAUUUCAGCCAAAAAUGACUCAAGUUGGUACUAUUAGGACAGUUGAACAUGGGAGAAAUUUCUAUUUUUUUUCCUUUUAUUUUUUUCCCCCUCGUUUUAAAUUAUUAUUUAACAUUUCAUUAUAACUGUAAAGGUAAGGGUUUGUAUUUCAAGGUACGAGAUGACAGCUGUGUGGGGGGAAAACUGCACCGUGUGAUCAUGACCUCCCUGUGCUACCAAGCCGUGUUACAUUUCGGUGUUGUGGAGGUUGUCUCGCAAUCCUGUAAGGUAACAACAGCCCUGCCUGACGCGGUGUCACACGGUCAGGCGCCAUUUCUGUUUCUACAAGGGAAAAAAGUGAAUUUGAGAAAUUACAGUUUCUAAGGACUUUACAUGGUUUCCAAAAUGGCCACCGAUGUCCGUUGUAUUUAUUGUUUUUUGUUUGUUUGUUUGUUUGUUUGUUUGUUUGUUUUUUGUUACUGUUUGGUAACCUCAAUGUUUUGGUACUGAGAACAAUUGUGUGAGUGUGUGUAUAUUUAUUAUUCUUAUUAAUUUUAAUUUCAGUAGCGGUUACUUGAGAAGCAUGUUUUAACUGUCUUGUGCUUUUUUGUUAAGUGAUAUGGUGUUGAUAAAAUAUGAAUAAAUAUAAAUAAAUAAAUAUAUAUAUGUAAUUGUUUACUGCACUAAGGAAAUAAAAACAGCAUUCAUAAAUCA